UGCAGGGUGAGUGGAGUCCCUGAUAAAUUUGGAGCCUCUGCUCUGACAUCUGGACAGAUAAAUGUCCUCGACUGCCGGUAGCUGUGUACCAAUGAUGUUGAGCUGUCCUGAUGACCUGUUGUAGAGCCUUCUGUUGUUCUCUUGUACAGUUGGCAUACCAUGCUGUAAUGCAGUACGUCAGUACACUUUCCACUGUACAUUGGUAGAAGUUAACAAGAAGACCCUGGGGCAGUCUCGCUCUCCUCAUUCCACUCAAGAUAUGGAGGCAUUGUUGUGCCUUUCCAAUGACGGUAGAGGUGUGUGUGGCCCAAGAGAGGUCUUCUGUAAUGUUCACAUCCAGGAAUCUCAAACUGGGGACUCUCUCCAUAGCCUCGCCAUUUAUGAGCACAGGACUGAGUUCAGUUCUUUUUUUUCCUGAAGCCCACCACAAUCUCCUUUGUCUUCUGGUGUUAAGAAUGAGAUUGUUGGCGGAGCACCGGGCCAUCAGGUUUUGUACCUCGUCCCUGUAUGCGGUCUCAUCGUUUGUAAUCAAACCAUUGACUGUCGUAUCAUCUGCAAGCUUCACAGUGGUGUUUGUUGUGUGGACAGGUAGACAGUCUUGGGUGAAGAGUUCAUACAGCAAAGGACUCAACACACAUCCCUGCGGAACACCAGUGUUCAGGGUGAGAGUGGAGUGUGCUUUCCUAACUAACAUUGUGGGGGCAGUUGGUGAGGAAGUCCAGAGACCACCUACAGACGGCUGUGCUUAGGCCUAGGUUCUGGAGUUUGAACACCAGUACGUUGGGGAUGACCAUGUUAAAGUCUGAACUGAAGUCAAUGAAGAGCAUUCUGACAUAUGUGUUCAGCCCAUCCAGGUGCUCCAAGGCGGUGUGGAGGAUGAGGCUGAUGGCGUCCUCUGUUGAUCUGUUUGCUUGAUAGGCAAACUGAUACUGAUCCAGAGUGGCAGGGAUGAUGUUUUUAAUAUAUGCCAGAAUCAGCUUCUCAAAGCACUUGGAUAUCAAGGGAUUUGCCAAGCAAUAUGGAAAUAUUUUUAGUAUUCGAAUGGGACAAAGGAUGGUUUUUGUAAAUGGUCUGAAGCCUGUGAAGGAAGCCCUGGUUGAACAAGGUGAAAACUUUGUUGAUCGCCCAUCAUUACCACUAUUUACUGAUAUUAUCCAGAACAAAGGUUUGGUUGCCUCCAAUGGGUAUCAGUGGAAACAGCAAAGAAGGUUUGCCCUCCAUACUCUGAGAAACUUUGGACUGGGGAAGAAAAGUCUUGAGUCGCAGACCCAAGUGGAAUGUAGGUUCCUAAAUGAAGUCAUAGGGAACACUCAAGGUCAGCCAUUUGAACCUAUUUCUGUUGUUAACAAUGCUGUUGCCAACAUCAUCAGUUGUCUGGUGUUUGGCGACCGGUUUGACUACAGCAACAGCUACUUCCAAACACUGCUGAAAUUAAUGAAUGAAGCAGUUUAUUUGGAGGGAAGCAUUUGGGCUCAGUUGUACAAUAUGUUCCCGUGGCUGAUGCGCAGAUUACCUGGUCCACACAAAAAAAUAUUAUCCCACUGGGCAAUUGUGAUUGGCUUUAUAAAGCUAAAAAUUAAGGAGCACAAGGAGGACUGGGACUCUUCAACUCCAAGAGACUACAUUGACAGUUUCUUUUCUGAGAUGGAAAAGUGGAAAGAUGAUGCUGAAGCAGGUUUCAAUGAGGACAACUUGUGUUACUGCACUCUGGACCUGUUUGCUGCUGGGACAGAAACAACAUCAACUACACUGAACUGGGCUUUAUUGUAUAUGAUUAAAUACCCAGAAAUACAAGAGAAGGUACAAGUGGAAAUAGAUCAAGUACUUGGACCCUCACGUCUGGCUACUAUGGCAGACAGAGCCAAUAUGCCCUACACUGAUGCUGUUAUUCAUGAGAUACAGAGAAUGGGCAACAUUAUACCAUUGAAUUUGGUGCGUUUGACCACAGAAGACACAACAUUGAGAGGAUACACAAUUCCAAAGGGUACUAUGGUGAUGGCAACGUUACACUCUGUGCUUUUUGAUGAGAUUGAGUGGGAGACUCCUUUCGCAUUUAAUCCUGGCCAUUUCCUAGAUGCAGAGGGGAAGUUCAGAAGACGAGAUGCCUUCUUGCCUUUCUCAGCUGGCAAGAGGGUGUGUCUUGGGGAGCAGCUGGCACGGAUGGAGUUGUUCCUGUUCUUCACGUCCCUUCUCCAGCAGUUCACAUUCUCUCCACCCCCUGGUGUGGAGCCCACCCUGGAGUCCAAAGUGGGAGCUACCCACAGCCCUAAGCCAUAUAAGUUGUGUGCUGUACCCCGCUGAACACAGCAAUGUCAUAAGGAAGAUUUUUUGCUGGAAAUUUGAAAAUGUUCGGAUGCCACACUGAACUAAUUUCCCGAAAGUGUACGAUAAAAAAGGAAUAGAGUGGUGUAGGCAUAUGUAUCCCAUGGAAGUGCAUAAGGUGGAGUUGUAACUUAGGUUACAAUGUCAUGUUACCUGCUUCAGUAACGGGUGUUUUGGACGUUUGCUUUUCUCUCUGGGGGCGAGAGUGCAAAAAUAAAGUUGCUAUUAUCACAAAGACAAAAACUGAACACAUUUUAACAAAUCUUCUCAUUGGUCUUGGAGAUAUCUCAUCAGUGUGAGUUGACAGCUUGUUAUGCAAAUUCUGAGGCACAAAUUACAUUUGCUACUAACUUAGAAUUCUUGUAAAUGGAGCUUCAGUUGUAUGAAGGAAACUGUAUUCCUCUGUGCUAAUUUAUGAAACUGCUUUGGAUUUAAGGCGAUACUGUUAAAUGCCCGAGUAACCACCUGAGUUUUGAAAUUACCACACAGGUGGAACAGAAUUAUAAAAUCUGGCAGUUUGCUGAGUACAUUCAUGUCUGAAAACAUAAUGCACUCAUAGGACAUCAAGUUGAGUUGCACAUAGGUUAUGUUACGAUGUUGAUUUAAAAUUAUAAUGCAAAUAAAAAAUUGUUUAUGUG
Scleropages formosus (Asian bonytongue) is the source of this 2960-nucleotide messenger RNA. RefSeq names its product cytochrome P450 2J2-like. Gene Ontology annotation, biological process: xenobiotic metabolic process. Lineage: Eukaryota; Metazoa; Chordata; Actinopteri; Osteoglossiformes; Osteoglossidae. Gene Ontology annotation, cellular component: intracellular membrane-bounded organelle; cytoplasm. Bases 949 to 2301 code for a protein of 450 amino acids. The transcript is spliced from 9 exons. Gene Ontology annotation, molecular function: iron ion binding; oxidoreductase activity, acting on paired donors, with incorporation or reduction of molecular oxygen, reduced flavin or flavoprotein as one donor, and incorporation of one atom of oxygen; heme binding. The record is from RefSeq and is a predicted model, not a curated record.